Messenger RNA from Perca flavescens (yellow perch), 1672 nucleotides. RefSeq lists its product as uncharacterized. The record is from RefSeq and is a predicted model, not a curated record. Lineage: Eukaryota; Metazoa; Chordata; Actinopteri; Perciformes; Percidae. Bases 70 to 1515 code for a protein of 481 amino acids. The transcript has 4 exons.
UCACCUACGUCAUCAUCUUAAACCAAAACGAGGCUGUGUUGUAGGCUAACUGUCAUAACGUUACCAACAAUGCCGCCGCAUUGUUGUGUUCCCAAAUGUACUUCUUCCAAAAGAAAGAAAUCCUAUACAGGUCAAACGUUCCAUCGUUUCCCCAAAGAUCAUGUACUUUGCCGUGAAUGGAUUCACAAAAUAAGAAGAGAUCCAGGUCGCCACUUCAAGAUCCACGGGGACACAAAAGUAUGUUCAGAUCACUUCAAAGAAGAGUCUUUUUUGAAGACCCUGGUUGGCAUGCGAAAGUUGAAGAAGGGUGCUGUUCCAACAUUGUUUGCCUGGACUGAUAGCACCGUGAGGCCUGCAAGGAGGUCUAUCGUCAGAGGAACUACAAGUAAUGCAACCACUGCAGUUGUUGAAGAGGAUGUCCAGCAGGGUGAUGUAAAUUCCAAUGAGUUAAGUACAGAGACGGCCCCUCCACACCCCGAUCAUGAUUAUGCUGAACUGCCCCCGCCACUGGAGGAGCAACUUAAGGAAGCCCACAAGAUGAUCAACGAUCAAGCAGAAUUAAUUGCACGUCUUCAAACCAAGCGGUUUCUCCUUUCAAGAUUCCAAGGCGAUGAUAAGAACAUCAUGUUUUUCACAGGCUUUCCUGAUUACAACACACUGAAAGCAGUGUUUAUGGCCCUACAGCCUACUGCAGAAAACAUGGUAGGGUGGAGUCAGGCACAGCGAAUAAGGCAAGCUGACGGGGAAAUUGUAAGGCAGGGGUUUAGCAUUCCUAAACUGGCCGUCAUUGACCAGUUUUUUCUAUUUCUUUGUCGUCUUAGGCAAGGUUUUCCUGAACAGGACCUUGCAGUGCGCUUUGAUGUGUCACAGUCAACUGUAAGCAGGAUCUGUGUAACCUGGGCAAACUAUCUACAAUUCAUGUUAGGAUCACUUCCAAUUUGGCCUUCGAGAGAAACUGUAAACGAGCUCAUGCCUCCUUGUUUCCAAAGCACUUUCCCACUUACAAGAGUUAUAUUAGAUUGUACAGAAAUACACGUGCAGAGGCCUAGUUCAAAAGUUCUCAACUCUGAAAUCUACUCCCACUACAAAGGUAACACCACUUUUAAGGGCCUAGUUGGCAUCUCUCCCUCAGGUUUAGUCACAUUUGUCAGUGACCUGUAUACAGGUUCGAUAUCUGACAAGGAGAUCACAAGAGAAUCAGGGAUCCUGUGUCUACUUGAGGAAGGCGAUGAGGUCAUGGCGGAUAAAGGAUUUCUCAUCAAGGACCUUCUCACUGAAAUCAAUGUCUCCCUUGUGAUCCCGCCCUUUUUAGGCCCAAGUGGACAUUUCAGCCAGGAAGAGGUGAGACAGACACAAGCCAUAGCCAGACUUCGCAUUCAUGUUGAGCGUGCCAUUAGGAGGAUCAAAGAGUAUCACAUAUUCGAUACGGUCUUACCAAUGACACUAGUGGGCUCUGUCAAUCAACUGUGGACUGUUUGUGCCCUCUUGAGUAACUUCCAAGGGCCUCUGUUCUAAAGAGUGCCAGUGCACCCUUGAAAUUGUCUUUUAUGGACUGGUUUGAAAUUAUCCUGUCCACACCAUGGAGCACACUGAAUUACACUGACAGGUUGUUUUACAGUCAAGUUUUUUAUUUUUAACAGUGUUUAUUUUUUAUGUAAUUUUUCAUUUUUUC